Messenger RNA from Penicillium macrosclerotiorum, 1665 nucleotides. Its product is annotated as lysophospholipid acyltransferase. The record is from RefSeq and is a predicted model, not a curated record. Bases 1 to 1665 code for a protein of 554 amino acids. NCBI's taxonomy places the organism in Eukaryota, Fungi, Ascomycota, Eurotiomycetes, Eurotiales, Aspergillaceae. Gene Ontology annotation, cellular component: membrane; endoplasmic reticulum. Gene Ontology annotation, molecular function: 1-acylglycerol-3-phosphate O-acyltransferase activity; 1-acylglycerophosphocholine O-acyltransferase activity. Gene Ontology annotation, biological process: lipid modification; glycerophospholipid biosynthetic process. The transcript is spliced from 4 exons.
AUGUUGCCCUAUAUAGAUAUCUUGUUCGACUACCCUGCAAAGCUCACAGGCGCAUCGGUUGAUGAGCUCAAGCUGAUUGCCUCCUUUUUACUCUCCUACCCACUCGCCGCCCUGCUGAAACGAAUCCCCGACGCCCAGCCCUGGAAAAAAAAUGCGUUCAUUAUCGGUGCCUCGCUCUUCUACCUUGUCGGGCUGUUUGAUCUCUGGGAUGGCCUUCGCACGCUGCUCUACGGCGCAGUUGGCACCUAUGCAAUUGCGUAUUAUGUGGACGGCUCGUUAAUGCCCUGGAUUGGCUUUGUCUUCCUGAUGGGCCACAUGUCGAUCAGCCACAUCUACCGCCAAAUCCUUGACGACGCACAAGUGGUGGAUAUUACUGGGGCUCAAAUGGUCAUGGUCAUGAAGCUUUGCUCCUUCUGCUGGAACGUUCAUGAUGGACGUCUUCCCCAGGACCAGUUAUCUGAUUCCCAGAAGUACUCUGCAAUCACUGAAUUCCCGAGCGCCAUCGACUACGCAGGAUACGUACUAUUCUUCCCAUCGCUCUUUGCUGGCCCAUCUUUUGAGUAUGUCGACUACCGCCGCUGGCUCGACACCACCUUGUUUGAUAUCCCACCCGGUACCGAUCCAUCCAAGGUGCCUCCAACCCGCAAGAAGCGCAAGAUUCCGCGCAGUGGCACACCUGCUGUGAAGAAGGCCAUUGUUGGCCUGGUCUGGAUCUUUGGAUUUCUCCAACUGGGAUCGUACUUCACCACGGAUUUUGUUUUAUCAGAUGCCUUCAUGGAGUUUUCUUUCCCGCGUCGUGCCUUCACCGUCUACAUGCUCGGCUUCACCGCUCGUCUGAAAUACUACGGCGUGUGGUCCUUGACCGAAGGCGCCUGUAUUCUCUCUGGUAUGGGCUACAACGGCUUCAAUGCCAAAUCUGGCAAAGUCUUCUGGAACCGCUUGGAGAACGUCGAUCCGUGGAGUCUCGAGAUGGCCCAGAACUCGCACGCCUAUCUCGGCAGCUGGAACAAAAAUACCAACCACUGGCUACGAAACUAUGUCUACCUACGUGUCACUCCUAAGGGCAAGAAGCCCGGUUUCCGCGCUAGUAUGGCGACUUUUGCGACGAGUGCACUCUGGCACGGCUUCUACCCGGGUUACUACAUGACCUUCGUGCUGGGAUCUUUCAUCCAGACCGGCGCCAAGAACUUCCGUCGCUACGUCCGCCCCUUCUUCCUUACUCCCGACGGCACCAAGCCCACGCCCAACAAACGGUACUACGACAUUGCUAGCUGGUUCGCCACCCAGUUCACGCUCGGCUUCGCCGUCCUACCUUUCAUCCUCCUCAGCUUCGGCGACUCCAUGAAGGUCUGGUCGCGUGUGUAUUUCUAUGGCAUCAUUAGCACCGCCGUCUCCCUCCUCUUCUUCGCCAGCCCCGCCAAGGCGUACCUGGUCGGCCAAUUGAAGCGCCGCAACCGCCCACACGUCCUGCGCACCGCCAGUCAGGAGACCGUGCGGCCCCCGACACUGGGUUUUCCGAACGACCCCGAGCGUGAUUUUGACGAGGCCGUGCAGGAAAUCAAGAUGGAGAUCGAAUCCAGGCGCCGUCGUGGCAGUGUGGUUACCAUGCCCACCGGGGAAGAGCUGAAGAUCGCUGUUGAGCAGAAGAUCGGACGCAAGCUAUAG